Eucalyptus grandis is the source of this 1292-nucleotide messenger RNA. Its product is annotated as protein SIEVE ELEMENT OCCLUSION B. Bases 102 to 569 code for a protein of 155 amino acids. Gene Ontology annotation, biological process: phloem development. The transcript is spliced from 2 exons. Lineage: Eukaryota; Viridiplantae; Streptophyta; Magnoliopsida; Myrtales; Myrtaceae. The record is from RefSeq and is a predicted model, not a curated record.
UAGAUAGAUCGUUUGUUGGCAUUCAAAAUGGCAAAACAACAGCAUGGUUUGAUCACUAGAUGUUAUAGGUAAAGGUGAAGAAGUUGAAGGACAAGUGCGUGAUGCUCCUCAUUUCAGACUUGAACUUGUCAAACGACGAUCUAGCAACCCUUACCAGCAUCUACAAUGUGAACACCUUCAAAUCUAAUAAUUACGAAAUUAUGUGGGUUCCUAUUAUGGAGGCACAUGAUGAGGCGAUAGAAAAGCAGUUCCUGGACAUGAGAUCUCGAAUGCAAUGGUACUCAUGCAACUCCAUGGUCAGCAAGACGGCAGCAAAGUUCAUCCGGGACAAGUGGCAAUUCAGCCAGCAGACGAAGGUUGUGGUGCUAAACGAACAGGGGAAGGUGGUGAACACGGACGCAAUAUCCAUGAUAAGCCGUUGGGGAUGGGAUGCCUUCCCAUUCACGGAGGUGAGGGGCAAAGAGCUCGGGAAGUCGCCAGAGAUCAAUUGGUUCAAGCUCGUGGUGAACAAAACGAUAUACCCUUUCAUCGAACAAUGCUUUGAAAGGAGCGACCUCCUACUCAGCUGAAGACUCCAAAGCUGUCCAUGAGAUUGAAGAAUACCUGGAGAAGAUAAACUAUUCAGUCUCCCACAUAGCCAUCAGAAUCAGUACGAAGAGAGAGCAAUUCCUGACCCGCCUUGAGUACUGCACUUCCUCAAAGAUGCAGGCAAAUUCGGACGUGUACGAUUCCCUGACGCAGGACCUGCUCGAGCUCUACACCAGCUACAAGAAGCAUGGUGGGUUUGCCAUUAUGGCGAGAGGGUCAUGCACAAUCGUCAACGCUCGUCUCACGGAUUUCGCGACGGUGCUGUCACAGCAUCAGAUGUGGAUCAAGAGGGUGACUCAGACACAGGCUUUCGAGGCUGUCUUCCAAGAGCACUACCGGCAUGUCAUUGUGAAACCGCGCUGCCACCGUUUCUACAUCCCCAACAUGGUUGGAAACAUGCCAAAGAGCCUCAGGUGCAAAUUGUGCUCUCAGAGCAUGAAGAUCUCUGUCACCUUCGAGUGCUGCCACGGUGAGCACUGACUAACCAAGGAGGCCAUUGAGCCCCACACCUUCGGUCGGCGCUCCAGAACAAACAUGGACUGUUUUAGCUCAGUCACGUUUUCACAUUAUUUCUUCCCUUGUUAGUUUGAUGUUGCUUUUGAUUUUGUGUGGUUGCAGUGUGUGCCUGUAGUUGAACCGUGCAGAGCUUGAUGUACUCUGCAUGCAGACACUGUGCGCUAUGAAUAAAUGCUUUUGUGAUCUUA